This is a messenger RNA of Gambusia affinis (western mosquitofish), 4981 nucleotides long. It is a transcript of the gene shc2, whose product is annotated as SHC (Src homology 2 domain containing) transforming protein 2. The transcript has 13 exons. Gene Ontology annotation, biological process: intracellular signal transduction; cell surface receptor protein tyrosine kinase signaling pathway. Gene Ontology annotation, cellular component: plasma membrane. Gene Ontology annotation, molecular function: receptor tyrosine kinase binding. The record is from RefSeq and is a predicted model, not a curated record. NCBI's taxonomy places the organism in Eukaryota, Metazoa, Chordata, Actinopteri, Cyprinodontiformes, Poeciliidae. The coding region runs from base 398 to 2551 and encodes 717 amino acids.
GAGGGUGGUUAAAGCAUGUGUGUUUCAGCAAAUACUGUCUGAGAGCAGCUGGGCAGGGCAGGACUCACAGGCCAAUGACAUCAUCCAUGAAGAAGGAGAGACAGUCGAAAGCGCACAAGCAAUCUCUCCUCAGGCAGUAAGAGGAAGCAGGCCCGCUCAGAGCAGGAGGCGGAGAGCAGCAGCAGCAUGAGAGCGGGAGAAUGUCUGAGAGGCGGAGGUGCACACAGUGCUGAGCUGACUUUGACAAGGAUAUAGGACGCGGUCUGGGAAUUUUUCUUCUUUUGUUUUCCUCUCCUCUUUCAUUACUCCAUCCCUCCCCCUCCCCACUCCCCUCUUUCCUCCAUCCUCUGAAAGUUAUCCCCUCUCUGAGCUCCUGCUUCAGGCGGCUCCUCCGGGCAUGCUCCUUAAGCCAAAGUAUGACCGCUUUCGCAACGAGUCUGUAACCUCCUCUGACGACCUGAUGCAGAGCUUAGCCAUGAGCAGCAAAGUCGUGGCCACACCGGGGGUCUCCUCCUCCGCACAGAGUCUCCCCCUGCCUCCUUUGCCUCCUCUGGAUCCCAGCGCCAGGUCUUCCUCCUUGGUUGGGGCCGCAGCACUGGCAGACUCCCCCUGCCUGGAUGGGGAGCAGGAGGCCACCACAACCUUCUGCAUGCUCAUCCCCAAGAUGCCCCAGUGGAAGUUCUCCAACUCCUUACUCAGCAGAAGCCCAUCCAGCUCCAGCUCUAGCAAGGACUCAACCAAGACAGCUUCUUCCCAGGCCUCAUCUUCAUCACCAUCAAACAGGACCAAUGGGGCGAGCCCAGCCAGCGGCCCUGUGGCCAGCCUUGCGGCCGUACUUAACUCCUGUGACCCUGUCUGUGUCACCCCCUGUUCCCUACAGGCCAUCCGAGGGCAGCGGGCCGUAGCACAAGCUGCAGCCUCUGGAGGUCCAGCAGGACAUGGAUUUGGGGUUGCAGCAGAGGUCAUGGUGAGCCCUGGUGUCUCCAGCAGCUCCAGGUCAGGGAUGAACCGCAGGACAAGGGUGGAGGGCAUGUGGCUGGGGGGAGAUGAGCUCCACACCAAGGGCAGCUUCAUCCACAAGCCCUCUCAGGGUUGGCUGCACCCAGACAAGAAAAUUGUGGGACAAGGAGCUUCUUACAUUGUUAGGUAUAUGGGUUGCAUUGAAGUGCUGAAGUCAAUGCGCUCCCUGGACUUCAACACACGGACUCAGGUGACAAGGGAAGCCAUCAACAGGCUUUGUGAGGCAGUGCCUGGUGGAAAGGGGGCUUGGAGGAAAAAGACCCCAAAUAAAGCUCUACAGUCAGUCAUGGGCAAGAGUAACCUACGAUUUGCAGGCAUGAACAUCGCUGUCAACAUUUCUGUAGAUGGCCUUGGACUUCUCGUCCCAACUACACGACAGGUGAUUGCACACCAUCCCAUGCAGUCCAUCUCAUUUGCCUCUGGAGGAGACACAGACACACCAGAUUAUGUUGCAUAUGUAGCCAAAGAUCCAGUAAAUCAAAGAGCAUGUCACAUCCUGGAGUGUUCGGAUGGCUUAGCCCAGAGUGUCAUCAACACCAUUGGCCAGGCUUUUGAGCUGCAGUUCAAACAGUAUCUACACAGCCCUCCUAAAACCAUGUCAUCUGUUGAGAGGCCUGUCAGGACAGAGGAGCCGGUGUGGGGCGAGGACGAAGAUGCAUCAGAGCAUGAUUACUACAACAGCAUCCCUGGGAAGGAGCCUCCUGUUGGGGGACUCGUGGACUCUAGGCUGAGGCCCAGUGGGGCCCUGCUGGGUCACAUCCACACCCAGCCACAAAGCAAGGCAGCAACUCAGAUGGGCUCACAGGUCAGGAGAGAGCAGGGAUCUUAUCCACCCGGUCAACUCUGUUAUGAGCUUCAUUGGGACACUGAGACAACCUGUGGCUCAGAUGGUUACUUGUGUGCUGAUGGUCAGCCACCAGGCAGCAAGGACUAUGAAGAGCACCAGUAUGUAAAUACACAAAGUUUGGAAAACCUUGAAUCUUUUACACAUGGAGCAGGUGGACUUAAAGGGGCUAGAGCACAUGAUAGUCCCAAAAAGGACCUCUUUGAUAUGAGGCCCUUCGAGGAUGCCCUAAAGCUCCAUGAGGCAUGUGGAGGAGCUGUUGGGUCCGGUGUAUUAGUGGGUUCUGGUUCUCAGGUUGGUGGUGGGGGUGUUCGAAACGUAGAGGAUCAGUGGCCGAGCCCGCCUAGACGCAGAGCCCCCGUGGCCCCAAACGAGGAGCAACUACGCAGGGAAACGUGGUACCACAGUCGCAUGAGCCGGAGAGACGCAGAGAAGCUCCUGGUUCGAGAUGGGGACUUCCUGGUCCGUGAGAGCACCACCAACCCUGGUCAGUACGUGCUAACAGGCAUGCACUGUGGCCUGCCCAAACACCUGCUGCUAGUGGACCCGGAAGGCGUAGUCCGAACUAAAGACAUGUUGUUUGAGAGUAUAAGCCAUCUUAUAACGUACCACUUGAAGAACGAGCUGCCAAUUGUUGCAGCGGAAAGUGAGCUUCAUCUUAAACAAGCUGUCCGGAGGAAACAGUGAACCACCCGGGUUGUUGUGAGAUGCUGAAUUCGUCUGGACUCUGGGAAACAUUUGGCCUAAGAACUGAAUAGAUGGUUUAUUUUCAUCCUGAAAGAACACUUCUACUUUUUUGCCUUGAACAUACUUCCCAUGAAAGUGCAGAAUCAAGUCAAGCUCCUUCUUUCCUCUGGCUGUCAGUCUAAACCAAACGUUUAAGUGUACGUCAUAAAUGCCUCGACAUGCGGACAUUAAGCGAACCAGAAUCCAGAAUGCCACAUCAUUAAGCAUAACAAACUAACAAGUGCUUCCAGUAAUCCACAACCACCGGCCGUUCUUUCCGCCAACAGUGAACUUGACCUGAGGAAAAACUGAAACCGAUUAUCUGUCACAGAUAUAAACUCAAGACAUGUCAGCCUUCAGAUUGAGAAGCAAAUUUCUCCAAAUAUGCAGAAAAUGACUGUAGGUUUGUGUCUCUGAGAACAGAAGGCCGUCUCUCUCUUUGGGAUGCAAUGACUUGCUGUUUUUACAUCGGUCUCCAAUAUCUGAGAAGGCACAAAGAAGAAACACUGAUUCGGUGUUCGAUGUACGAGCUGCACACGCUUAUGUACUUUAUAUUUUGCCACAGUAUCAGCAAAACAUGACGCUUUUCUACAUUUUCAUCAAUUAACAAAUAUGGUCUUGUUUGCUGUUUGUAAGGAGUUUAUCGCAUUAUAAUUAACUUACACAAGCCUGUGACCGAGCGGACUUACUCUGCGAUGAAUCCUCUAUCCUGAGUCAAAGCUAAUGUCUUCAUUUCUAUCUAACUGUGCAGGUACAUCUCAAUGAAUUGGAAUAUCUGAAAUAAUUUAAGUCUGUAAUACAAUUAAGAGUGAAAUUUAUAUAUUCUAUAGAUCCACCAUCACACAUAGUGACAUCUUCUAAGCAUUUAUUUAUGUUAAUCUUAUUGAUUAUGACUUAUAGCUGCUUAAGUUCCAAAAGAAAAAAAAAUCUAAAUAUUAAGAAUAAAAAAAAAAUAAAAUUAAUUACAACCAAGAAAUGUUAUAUUACAAUCAUGUUGUGCCCUCUACAAUAAUAGUAUAGGUGAGAACACCGACGUAACCAGCAGAAGAAUAAGUCACAAAACGUCACUGCUAAAGUAGCUGGCUGUACAGAAAGUGCUGUGUCCAGUGAAGGUGACACACAGGUGAAUCACAGGACGUUGAAUAUGUCUUGUAUUCAAAUUGCUCCUGCAAUAGAGACAUAUGAAGCGUCAUACUGGUCCAAAGUCAUCAUUUUAGAUGAAAGUAAACUUUUAUUUUCAUUUGAAAAUGUAGGUUCCAGAGUCUGGAGGAAGAGUGAAGAGGCACAGCCAUCAACUGGUGUUGGUCCACUGUGUUUUUUCCAAGUUCAAAAUCAACGCAGUCGUCUGUCUAUCAGGGAAUUUUAGCGCAACUCAGUCUGCCCUCUACUUACAAGCUGUAAAGAAAUGCUGAUUUCAUUUUUCAGGAGAAUUUGGCAACUGCCUACACUGCCAAAAGUACCUAUACCUGCUUUAAUGACCGUGGUAACACUUUGCUUAUUUGGGCAGACCACUGUCCUUACCUGAACCUCAGACAGAAGUUUAAGUCAGGAGUUUUACUUUUUGAGUUGAAUAACUAAAUGAAAGUUUUAAUUCCAUUAUUUGUUGAGAGGUACCUGCAUGUAUUUUUUCCAGUGCCUUAAUAACUACACUGGCAGACAUUUGUCUCAGUGUACAUAAUGUGCAGUUCUGCACUCAUUGCAAAAGGACUACAUUUUCUUGUCAUGCCAACGAAAAGAUAAACAAAGUUCAGGAUUAUUAAGCUGUUAUAUUUGUAAACAGUGAUGUAAGCUGCUCCUGUUUUCUGCUAGAUAAUCACAGUCUUUCAGCUGUUUUUAUUAUUAAUCUCUUUUGUGAGAUCCUCAGAAAAGACAUCCUUUCCUUUCACCGAUUGCUUUUCUCUGCAGUGAUUGGACGUAAAAUAGUGAUAAGGAUGUGCAAUCCCUCCAUUUGUCCAGGCUCAGGAAAAUUCGGUACUUUAACGAUCACGUCUGUGUCCACGUCUUUAUAUUUAAGCUAAACAGGUUUGUGUUGUUUCUUCAGGGCACACCAGGAAGUGGCUCAUUACAUCUGUAUCACUGUAGUACUUUUGGAUUAUUUUUUUCUUCUUCUGUGUAUCAAGGACAAAAUUAAAUUAGAUAAAUCUUUUGAUGAGAUCAGAAUGUGAAUAUUUGUUAAUGCUUUUUACCCCACCUUUGUGUUCUCAGGAAUUUCUCAAAAAAAAAAAAAAAUCCCCUUCUUCACUCUUAUGUUUAGUCAAUAAAAUAAAUUAUGAAAGGGUACAGAUAAAAUAGUGUGUUGUUAAUCGUGACUCCUUAACUUUCUUCAUUGACAGUCACUUGUCCCCACCUGCUAGUAUCAAUAAAAAUAUUAUCCAGAGGGGAAUGGUCAAA